UUUAUAUAUGUAUAUUUAACAGGCUGUUACAGGCAUAUUUAGAACUAAAAUGUAGUUGAUGAAAGAUGGUAUUCUUCGUCCCUCACUGUCUCUUUGUCUUUACCAGGUCAAUGGUCAGAACGUGGUGAAGGUUGGUCACCGACAGGUCGUCAACAUGAUCCGGCAAGGUGGCAACAGCCUCAUGGUAAAGGUUGUCAUGGUUACCCGCAAUCCCGACAUGGAGGAGGGUUCAAGGAAGAAAAUCCCCCAGCAGAGUAAGAGGCUGAGCACUCCGGCUAUCGCACUAAGAUCCAAAUCCAUGACUUCAGAACUGGAGGAGAUGGAGGUUCCACACUGUCACUUCCAGCACCCCCACUACAGGUAACCCCACCCAGAAAAAGUGUCCGCUAUCCACCCUGUGAUCCCUCUCUCACUGCCCGCAUCUCUUACCUCUUAUC
Anarrhichthys ocellatus (wolf-eel) is the source of this 437-nucleotide messenger RNA. Its product is annotated as SH3 and multiple ankyrin repeat domains protein 1-like. The transcript has 3 exons. Gene Ontology annotation, molecular function: ionotropic glutamate receptor binding; synaptic receptor adaptor activity. The record is from RefSeq and is a predicted model, not a curated record. Lineage: Eukaryota; Metazoa; Chordata; Actinopteri; Perciformes; Anarhichadidae. Gene Ontology annotation, cellular component: dendritic spine; postsynaptic density; postsynaptic membrane. The coding region runs from base 59 to 364 and encodes 101 amino acids.